This is a messenger RNA of Melopsittacus undulatus (budgerigar), 5213 nucleotides long. RefSeq names its product follistatin like 4 (gene FSTL4). Bases 1 to 2499 code for a protein of 832 amino acids. Gene Ontology annotation, biological process: regulation of BMP signaling pathway; cell differentiation; multicellular organism development. The transcript is spliced from 14 exons. Lineage: Eukaryota; Metazoa; Chordata; Aves; Psittaciformes; Psittaculidae. The record is from RefSeq and is a predicted model, not a curated record. Gene Ontology annotation, molecular function: calcium ion binding; protein binding.
AUGAUGAGAUCAAGAAGCUUUUGGUUAUCUCUUGUAUUGCUCGGGGUUUCCCUGCUGGUCACGAGGGGAUGGAUGGCUGAAGACAGGAACAGAAGGCUGUAUUUGGAUGCGGGGAGAUUGCAUCAAGAGGACUCCAGAAGGUUUGAAGUUACAAGAAGAAAAGUGCUCUAUGGGGAGGAUGGCCUGCAUGCAUCGUGUGAGAAGAAGUACUGUGGCCGGGGCAGUAAGUGUGUGGUGAACAAGGACACCAACCAGCCCGAGUGCAGAUGUGUGGAGGAUUGCAAGUCCAGCUACAUGCCCGUGUGUGGAUCUGAUGGCAAAUUUUAUGAGAAUCAUUGUCAAGUGCAUCGAGCCUCCUGCCUACAGAGGAAGAAAAUCUACAUUAUCCACAGCAAGGAUUGUUUCUUCAAAGGUGACACCUGUACCAUGGCAGACUACAGCCGCCUCAAAAGCAUCCUCCUGGACCUGCAGGCUCAUCGGCAAAGCCCACCGAGCAGCCCAGCCAAGGACAGAGUAUCCCAGAAGCGCUUUUUAGUUGAAAAACUGUUUAAGCACUUGGAUGUGAACAGUGAUGGGCACCUCAGCAGCUCCGAACUGGCGCAGGUAAUGAAGGAGGAGGACCUGGAAGAUGAUUUAUUGGAUUGUACACUAGAAGACCUUCUCCGGUUUGAUGAUUACAACAGUGAUGGCCACUUAACUCUGCAGGAGCUCUACACAGCCUUCCAGGUGGUCCAGCUGAGCCUGCCAGAGGACCAGAAGAUCAGCGUUACCACCAUCACCGUUGGCCUGAGCACCGUUCUGACAUGCAGCAUCCGUGGGGCGCUGCGGCCUCCCAUCAUCUGGAAGCGCAACGGAGUCAUCCUCAACUUCCUCGACUUAGAGGACAUAAAUGACUUUGGAGAAGACGAUUCCCUCUACAUCACCAAGGUAACAACCAUUCACAUGGGCAAUUACACCUGUCAUGCCUAUGGCUAUGAAGAGCUGUAUCAGACCCACAUCCUUCAGGUGAAUGUGCCGCCAGUGAUUCGCGUGUACCCGGAAACACAGGCGCAGGAGCCUGGUGUGUCGGCAAGCCUCAGAUGUCAUGCUGAAGGCAUCCCUAAUCCCCGAAUUACCUGGCUAAAGAACGGCAUUGAUAUCAUGCCAAAACUAUCCAAACAACUAAUGCUUCUAGCAAACGGGAGUGAACUUCAUAUCAGUAGCGUGCGAUAUGAAGACACUGGUGCCUAUACCUGCAUUGCUAAAAACGAGGUGGGAGUGGAUGAGGACAUAUCAUCUCUUUUCAUAGAAGAUUCGGCAAGAAAGACCCGCCUGAGUGUUGGGAAUAUGUUCUAUGUCUUUUCUGAUGAUGGGAUCACAGUCCUUCAGCCAAACGAAUGCGAAAUCCAGAGACACAUCAGGCCCGAAGAGAGGAUUUUCACAAGUUAUGAAGAGAUCUGUCCUAAAGUGGAAGGUGAAGGCACUCAGUCCUGCCUCUGGGCUUCAGCGGUCAAUGUCAGAGACAAGUACAUUUAUGCAACGCAGCCUAAGCUGAAUAGAGUAGUGAUAAUUGAUAUCCAGACUCAGAAAGCCAUACAGUCCUUGGAUGUUGACCCAUUACCAACCAAAUUACAUUAUGACAAGUCCCACGACCAAGUGUGGGUGCUUAGCUGGGGUGACAUGCGGAAGUCCUCACCAACGCUUCAGGUAAUACCAGAGGCAAGUGGAGGGGAGGAGCAGCAUGUUAUCCGCACACCAUUUGAAGGAGUGGAUGAUUUUUUUAUACCACCUACAAAUCUUAUUAUUAAUCACGUUAGGUUUGGUUUCAUCUUUAACAAAUCGAAGUCAGCAGUUCACAAAAUUGACCUGGAAACUGUGACCCACAUCAAGACUAUCAACUUCAGAAACCAUAGCUGCAUACCACAGGCCAUGGCUUAUACCCACCUGGGUGGUUACUUCUUUGUCCAGUGUAGGAAGAAUAGAUUGAUGGCUGCAUCACCACAGCUCAUCAUUGACAGUGUCACUGAUGCUGUCAUCGGCCCCAACAGCGACGUGUCGGGCACGCCGUACAUCUCACCAGAUGGACGCUAUUUGGUCAGUGCGGAUGAAGACAGUGGCAGGAUCAGAGUCCAGGCUCUAACUGUCCGUGGGGAAAUCAAGUUGAUUUAUGACUUACAAACAGACAUACACAUAUCUGAUCUGACAUUUCAACCCUCUUUCACUGAAGGCAACCAGUACUAUAUAUAUGCUACUUCACAUUUGCAAACAGAUGUGCUUUUUGUAGAGCUGUCAACGGGGAAAAUGAAUGUACUGAAGAAUUUAAAGGACCCUAUCACAUCCAAAGACUGGCCCUGGAGCAGCUACAACAGAAUUAUGAAAGACAGUGGAUUAUUUGGACAGUAUCUCAUUACACCAGCUAAAGAUUCAUUGUUUGUUAUAAAUGGGAGGCAAAAUACGUUACGCUGUGAGGUUUCAGGUAUAAGGAGGGGUAACACAGUGGUCUGGGUUGGGGAGGUAUGAAGGGCAAUAGCAGUAGAGCCUUCAGCAGGCAAGUACCGGUUGGACCUUUACACUGCAACAACUGAGCAGUAGCAUUGUAUAUUUUUACACUGGGGGGAAAAAAUAAGAAAAAAACAAAAAAACCCUGUAUAGGCUUCAUGGUACAACACUGGUCUACUUGCAAGUUUUAUAAUAUAAGGUAUGCUCUGCUAAUAGGAAGUGGUUUUGAAGGGAUGUCUUUUAUUUGGGGGUAUGAUUCGUGGUUAUGGGAAAAAUGCUGAGAAGUGAAUAUCUCCACUGAGAUAUCGUAUAAGCCACGAAAACUAAUGAUUCUGUAGAACAAAUCCCAUUUUGAGUUUCCAUACUGAGGAGCUUUUAUGUUAUGCUCAAGCCAUCCAUUUUCUUUCCCCUAUACCUUGCCCAUUCCCUGCCCCAACACAGAACAACUACAGAAGCAAGGACUGCAGUUAAAAUUCACCUUUGGAUCAUGAGGGAAACUAAGCAUCACAGAGUAGUUUUCAACCCUCAGAAACCUAGGAGAGUGAUUUAAUGAGAACGGAUCCGUUUUCUCUGCAGGAUGGCUUUGGGAGGAUUCACAGAUGUGAUUUCGGAAGGAGGCAUAACAGAAAUAGCAACUGUCAGCUCACUUUCUUCUGCGCUUAAUUUUGCUCUUGGUACUGCUGAAGGCGAUGUUACGAAUGUGUCGUUCCCCCCCCCCCCAUCUUGUAAUGCAUAUCUGUGUGAUUGUAUAUGAGAAAUCUGGCAUGAAGUAUCCAGGCCAUUAGAGUGAGUAAAAGGCCAGAAACACUGAGGGGGGGUGUCAGGGUUUGUGAAAGAUACUGUGGAGAAGAAGCAUUAGUCUUUCAGCAGCUUGUGAGCGGGGUCAGCUUGGCACAAUAUGCAAAAUCUGCUCUUUGGGGGCAGAGAAUCAGUUAGGGUUAUUCCCACAGGAGGCAGCAACACUCCUAGAAACUGUUGGUUUCUCUCAUUAAAUGUUUAGUAGCACUGACGUCACUCGGUUCUUCAUAAAACAAUACCAACAGAGCAUAUUUUUAAUAGAAAACUCACUCAUUUUCUACUCAUAGCCUUAAUUUGCCUCCUUCUUUUCAGACAUCCUGGGAAACAAUUUUAAUGUGUGAAUUUUUUCCUUCCGGUUUAUACGCACUUGUUUAUAGUCAGUUAUCUGUUAGUUACGAGCAAAGAGCUUCAUGUAAAACCAGCUGAAUUACCCUGGAAUUCAGCAGCUGGCACUAAGGAAUUUCAGUUGGCUUCCCAUAAAAACAUAGAUCCAUUUGCACAUUUGGAAGACAGGAAAAGUUUUCUAGUGCAUUUUGGUAACUUUCUCUAUCCGUCACCGUGAAGUAAUCAGGGCAGGAGCAGCCUUGGCUUGCAAGGCAGUGCAAACCAGAUGAACACCACUACCACCAUGAGCUGAUGCAUCAGAGCAGUUGUAACCCAUGUGCCACUUCGAAGAUGUGGUCUUGAGGUGGGUGAAACCUCUCUCUGAAGGUAAAUACCUGUUCCAUGGAAGCCAUCCAUCAGCCUUUGGAAAGACCCAGCUUGUUUUGUGAAUGAUCCCAUUGACCAGAGUUCCUUUGAAAGCAGCUGCUGAACGCAUCCCAUGAUAUGUAGUGGCACAUCAAUUACUUUCCUCCACAGAUGCUUAAAGUCACCCAUUUCACAGUGCACACAGAGGGAUUGUAAAUGAGAAGGGUGCAGACUAACACUGGCAAUCUUUGCUUUAAAUGUUAAACUUUACCGAAGAGUAGCAUUUUAGCAUGGCUGUAGACCUGAAGUAACUGAAACAAUUUCAGUUCUAUAAAGAUUAUGUAAAAAUCUGUUCAGACAGACAAAAAAGGGGAGCUGAAUCCUAUGAAUUCAUGAAACAUGGAGUCCUUGAGAUUGCCCUUCAACACCCAUAGGCCAAAACCUCCAUCUCUUUUCACUUAUGAGCCAUAGGGGUUAGAAGAGACUAUUUCAUCAUUGCAACACAGGCAUAUAAAACAGAUGGGCAUAGCCUUUAGCAAUGCAUGGUGUCCAUGAUUUUCUACUCAUCCAGUUAGGAAACAUACCCAUGUCAAGGAAAGGAGAAGACCAGCUUUGUAAGUACUUUGAAAUAUGCACAACUCCUUUCUUGAACAGAGCUGUAUCCAUACAUUGCUGUCAUCCUAAAUGUGUUUUACCAAGGCCAGACACUGCUCUCGUGUUAUCUUUUAUGACUUCUUGACUAUUUUAUUAUGCCUAUGGUAAGUUUCCCUGUAGAGACGUUCAUUGUGUCAUAGGUCAAGCAAAUAUUACUUUUUUAAGAAUAUUUAAAAGAAAACCCUGUAUAUAUCUGUUCAGGUAAAUAUUAUUGGGGCUGGUUUAUAUAUAGGCUGUGAAAGAUGUGUAACAGACCUCACUUCUUCCUGUUUGUCGCAAAGUAUUGGAAUAGCGUUCACUUGACAUGGCCCUUCCAAAGAUGUUCCCUUUCUUCCCUCUUCAGCCCAAGUUUCUGGUGAUGUGUCUUCUAAAUUAUCCUAAUGGUUAUAUAUCAUACUUAGAAAAUGAAGUACAACUUAGCUUGUCCACACGACUUGUGAACAGUUCCAAUGGCGGUCAAACCUGACAUUAAAGUGCUGCACAUUUGUUACUCUGAUUUUAUUUUUAUUAUGACACAGGAAUUUUAUAUGUACCCAAAAACUGUUUCAACUCCUUUUUGCCUUUCAACUCUCGUAAAAAAGAGACUACGUUUC